GAAGGCCACCAUGCUGUUCUUGUCAAGCCUGGGCCUUCUAUCGGCCACAGAAUUCCUCCUUGCCGCUGUUGUUUUCUGCUUCAUCUUCACGGCCAUCAAAUCCUCCUGGAAGCGGAUACCGCGAGGACUCAGGGAACUCCCCGGGCCUGCGGGCUACCCGUUGAUCGGCAGCGUUCUGGAGAUGGGGAAGAACCCCCACCUGAGCCUGACUCGGAUGAGCGAGAAAUACGGGGAUGUGAUGAAGAUCCGUAUCGGCACGAGGCCCGUGUUGGUGCUGAGUGGGCUGGAGACCAUCAAGCAAGCCUUGGUGAAGCAAGGAGGAGACUUCAUGGGCCGCCCUGACCUGUAUACCUUGCGGCAUAUUACAGAUGGCCAGAGUAUGACCUUUAGCACGGAUUCUGGGGCGGUGUGGGGGGCCCGCAGGAAGCUGGUCCAGAAUGCCUUGCGGAAUUUUGCUUCUGCUCCCAGCCCUGGUUCGUUGUCUUCCAGUCUGCUGGAAGAACACGUCUCCAAAGAGGCAGAACGCCUGGUCAUGAAACUGCAACAGGUGAUGCAGGAAGAGCGGAGACUUGACCCCUUUCAGUACCUCGUGGUCUCUGUGGCCAAUGUGAUUUCCACCAUAUGCUUCGGGAAGAGCUACAGCUACGACGACCCGGAACUGCUCAGCAUUCUGAACGGCAAUGAAGAUUUUGUGGAAGUCGGCUCCUCGGGGAACCUCGUCGAUUUCAUUCCCUUGCUUCGACUUCUCCCGAGGAACAACAUGAAGAAGUUCAAGGAAUUCAGUCAACAGUUCGAUGUUUUCCUGGACACGAUUGUUAAAGAACAUUAUGAGAGUUUCAGUAAGGACAAUAUCCGGGACAUCACAGACUCCCUCAUUGACCUCAGCCAAGAAAAGGACAAAAAUAUGAAGAUUCAGAUCCCCACUGGAAAAAUAAUGAACCUCGUUAGUGAUAUUUUCGGAGCAGGUUUCGACACAGUGACCACAGCCUUAUCCUGGUCUCUUGCAUACCUUGUGGUUUAUCCCGAAAUUCAGAAGAAGAUUCAGGAAGAAAUAGAUGAAACCAUUGGCAGAGAGAGGAAGCCAAGACUGUCAGAUCGGCCCCUUCUGCCUUAUACAGAAGCCUUUAUUCAUGAAGUGUACAGACAUUCCUCCUUCUUGCCUUUCACAAUCCCCCACUGCACAACCAGAGACACCGCCUUGAAUGGCUACUACAUCCCCAAGGAUAUGUGCGUCUUUGUCAACCAGUGGCAAGUCAACUACGAUAAGGACCUUUGGCAGGAUCCUUCCACCUUCACGCCGGAGCGUUUCCUUACCGCCAAUGGGAAGGCGCUCGACAGAGACGAGUGCGAGAAGGUGCUGGUAUUUGGUUUGGGCAAGAGGAGAUGCGCCGGAGAGACCAUCGGCCGCUCGGAAGUCUUCCUCUUUGUGACUACUCUGCUCCAGGAGCUCCAGUUCUCGGUCGAAGCUGGGGUCAAAGUGGACAUGACACCUCGCUACGGGCUGGUCAUGAAGCUGGAGAGAUGCAAACACUACCAAGUGACCAAGCGCUCCCCCAAGAGGCCCGCCGAGUGAAUUGCAAAGUCUAGUUAUGGAGAGGAAAGGACAUUGGGACAGAUAUAUACCCCUGCAUGCUCCGGACUGCGCAAU
Messenger RNA from Heteronotia binoei (common prickly gecko), 1648 nucleotides. Its product is annotated as cytochrome P450 1A5-like. The transcript has 6 exons. The coding region runs from base 11 to 1573 and encodes 520 amino acids. Lineage: Eukaryota; Metazoa; Chordata; Lepidosauria; Squamata; Gekkonidae. The record is from RefSeq and is a predicted model, not a curated record. Gene Ontology annotation, biological process: hormone biosynthetic process; progesterone metabolic process. Gene Ontology annotation, molecular function: iron ion binding; heme binding; steroid 17-alpha-monooxygenase activity.